ACCCAGGAGCUGGGGGCUGGAGGCCACUGGCUGGGGCUAAAGGCAGCCGGGGAGUGAGGCCGCUCAGCUGGAGGAAGGAGACAGCUCCAAGCCCCCAGGCAGAGGCCACGCAGAGAUGGAGCAGAAGGAAGGGGAGCCCUCCAAGGACGGGACCACUGUCUCCCCAGCCACAGAGGCCCCGGUGACGCAGGGAGGUGGAGCCUCUGCAGAAAAGGAGGCCAAAGCCACAGAGAAGAAGAUCCUCAAAGAGGGGCCUCCGGAAAGAGCACUGGCCGAGGCCAGCACGUCAGCUGAAUUUCAAGGGGAAGCAAACGGGUGGGAUGAGGUCAAGGUGGAAGCCAAAGGGGAGGCAGAACUUCACAAGGAGGGCGGCGGGAAGGAAGAGAUCACGGCGGCUCCUCAGGAGACCGCUGAUGGGAAGGAAGAGACCCAGCUUGACCCCAAGGAGGCCAAGGAAGGGCAGGAGACCACGCCGGCCUCCGAGAAGCAGCAGGCUGACGAGAAGCAGGCCGAGCCUGAAUCUAGGGAGGAAGCCCACGUGAGUGAGGAGGUCAAGGCUGAGCCCAGGCAGGCCACUGGGGAGCGGGAGGCCGAGACUGGGGCCGAGGAGGCUGAUGGGAAGGAGGGGGACACAGCGGCCUCUCAGGAGGAGAGCGACAAGCCGGAGGGACCUGCAGCGGAAGCUCAAGGGAAAGCGGGUGUCCCAGAGGCCGGGUCGGACUCGGAGACGAAGGCUGCCGUGGCAGAGGAGGAGGCCGAGGCUGAACCUCAGGAGGCUGAUGUGAAGGAGGCGGAGUCAGGUGGUCCCCAGGAAGAGCAGGACCAGGGUGUGGAGAGAGAGUCGGAGGAAGGAGCAGGAGUGAUUCCCAGCUCCCCCGAGGAGUGGCUCGAGAGCCCCACGGAGGAGGGCAGUGGCCUCGGCCCAGGUGGGUUGGGUCCAGACACCGCAGCAGCUUCGGGAGAGACCAGUCCUUCGGCCAGUGAGUCUUCACCCAGCGAUGCGCCCCAGACUCCCACGGAGCCCCCUCCCUCACAGGAGAAGAAGAAAGAGAAGGCACCGGAGCGCAGGGUGUCAGCCCCUGCCCGGCCCCGGGGGCCCCGCGCACAGAACCGCAAAGCCAUCGUGGACAAGUUCGGAGGGGCAGCCUCGGGCCCCACGGCCCUGUUUCGAAACACGAAGGCAGCGGGGGCAGCCAUUGGCAGUGUCAAGAACAUGCUCUUGGAGUGGUGCCGGGCCAUGACCAGAAACUACGAGCACGUGGACAUCCAGAACUUCUCCUCCAGCUGGAGUAGCGGCAUGGCCUUCUGCGCCCUCAUCCACAAGUUCUUCCCCGAUGCCUUCGACUACGCUGCCCUGGAGCCCUCACAGCGCCGACACAACCUCACCCUGGCCUUCUCUACCGCUGAGAAACUGGCCGACUGUGCCCAGCUGCUGGAGGUGGACGACAUGGUGCGGCUGGCGGUGCCCGACUCCAAGUGCGUCUACACCUACAUCCAGGAGCUGUACCGCAGCCUGGUGCAGAAGGGACUGGUGAAGACCAAGAAGAAAUGAGG
Molecule: messenger RNA, 1554 nt
Organism: Lynx canadensis (Canada lynx)
Lineage: Eukaryota; Metazoa; Chordata; Mammalia; Carnivora; Felidae
Gene: SMTNL1
Product: smoothelin like 1
Exons: 8
Coding region: 116-1552 (478 amino acids)
Biological process (GO): actin cytoskeleton organization
Cellular component (GO): filamentous actin; microtubule organizing center
Molecular function (GO): protein binding
Source: RefSeq, a predicted model, not a curated record